AUGUAUCAUCAAGAGCCUAGUUUAAAGCCUCCAUCUCUUUCAGAUAUAUUGGAAAGCUCUAAGAAACUUCAACAUAAAUUGUUUCGAUUGGAAUUGCCUCAGAUUCAGCUUGGUUUGGAUCAAAUUCGUCAAUGUUCAGAGGAACAAGUAUUAAAUCUUGGUAUGAGGGAUGGAGAUACAAAGGCACAUUAUUUGCUUGCGGGAAGUGGAAUGAAUGCAAAAGAAACGCUACAGACCUUGAUGUCUAUACAACUUCUUCCUUUCUAUGAAUCAGCACCAUUAAUGGAUACAGAUAUUGAUGGCUAUUUGAGAUAUAAGAAAGAGAGGAAUAUUUUAUUGGCAAUAGAAGAUAUGAUUAAACAGAGUCAAAGAGAUUUUGAUGCUUUUGUUGCACGAAAUGUUAAUUAUAAGUUGGAGAAAAACAAGAUGAAUUUGUUGAAUGAUUUUCAGAAUACUAAAGAAUUAUCAAAUGUGAAACAAAAUGAUGUGUCAAAAGAAGAAUUAAAAAAUGUAACUGAAUCGACUAUGGAAAAAUCUUUUUUUGAAUCUAGUUUUAAGAAAUCGAGAUUUGCGAAGUCUGCUUUUAAGGAUUUUGAUGAUGUUGAACUAUCAGUACAACAUACUCCAGUUAUUUCUACGAUUCGACAAAAAUAUGCAGAAAUUGUGUCAUUGUUGAAUGAAUUUAGAUUAAAAGGAAAAGGAUUUGGAAUUUUCAAUGCUUUUUGUGAUGUUUUACGGUUGUAUAGGGGUGAUAUUCGAUAUCAGCAACUUUCUGAUUCAUGGAAAUUGCUUUCGAAAAUUGUUGAAGAAAACAAUUAUUUAUAUGACUCAGUGUCUUCUAAAACUACUAAUGAGAGACAGUUUGUUUCUUAUAUUGAUAAUCCUGCUUCAAGACCUGCUAUGUUUAAAAAAAUUGUUUCUGGAGCAAAAUCAUUUCUUGAAUUUCAAUUUUUUUCCCUUAUUGAAAGAGAAAUUAUAAAAUAUCCUCAUGAUGCAAAAUUAGGUGGUGUUCCAUCUGCUGAAAACAAAAUUCGAGCAUAUUUGAAUAUAAAGUUUAUGAAAAAUGGUAGAUGGAUAAAGAGUAAUCUAGAGAUUGUCAAUAAUAUUCCUAUAUGGGCGUUUUUAUUUUAUCUUAUUAGGUGUGGAUAUUUAGAAGAGGCAGUACAAUAUACUUUGAAACAUGAAAGUUUAUUUCAAAAAAUUGAAAAAGCAUUUCCAAUUUAUUUAAAAGCAUAUUUUAUGUCUCCUAAUGGGAAGCUUCCUCGUCAACUUAAUGAUAGACUACAUGCUGAAUAUAAUCAACGUAUACGAUUUAUAACAGAAACCUCUGACCCUUAUAAAUAUGUAAUUUAUAAAAUAAUUGGCAGAUGUGAGUUAUCAAAGAGGUCAUUACCGGAAGUUUUGCCUCUUGCAGAAGACUAUAUGUGGCUUCAGUUAAAUUUGAUACGUAGUAUAGAGGAUUCUGGAGAAUCUGUUCAUGAAAGAUUUACUUUAGAAGAUGUACAAAAAACUCUUUUAAGUUUUGGGGCUAAACAUUUUACUUCUAAAGGCACUAAUCCAAUUGUAUAUUUUCAGUUACUUUUGUUAAGUGGGCAAUUUGAACGAGCAAUAUAUUAUUUAUAUUCUUAUUAUCCUAUUGAUGCUGUUCAUUUUGCAAUAGGCCUUACAUAUUAUGGAUUAUUGCAUAUACCAGUAGUCGAUAAUUCCUUAGAGACAGAGUUAUUGUCAAUUAAUGAUAAUAAUAUUGCUUGCCUAAAUUUCUCAAGACUUAUAUGUGUAUAUACAAAAACAUUUCAGAAAUUGGAUCCUAGAGUUGCGGUUGAUUAUCUUUGUCUUAUAUGUUUAAACGGAGAUUUAUCCCCUCCAAUUGGAAAUGCUCAAAAAAAUAUUUGUUAUGAAGCAAUAAAGGAACUUGUUUUAAGUACACGUGAUUUUUCUCAGUUAUUAGGAGAUGUGAAGGCUGAUGGAUCAAGAGAACCUGGAAUUAUUGAAAAAAGACUUGAAUUAAUACAAUUACAUAGUGAAAGUGAAUAUUUAAAAACAAUUACAGAGCAAGCUGCUAUACAAGCAGAUAAUGAUGGAUGUACUGCUGACGCUAUACUUCUUUAUCAUCUAUCGGAGGAUUUUGAUACUGUAGUUUCGAUUAUUAAUAAAGUUCUUGGUGAAGCUUUAAGUAGUCCUUCACUUAGUACUUAUGUUGAGUCUGGCAAUUCCUCUUUGAAGAUCAAUUUAUCUUUGAUGGCUAUGGAGGAUCCAAGACGAUUGGCAGAGAAUAUGAUGUCUGUAUAUUUCAAUAAUGUUGAGAUAUAUUCUAAAAUAACUCCUACAAAUAGAGAUGCUUGCAAAACUCUUUUAAAAAUAGCAGAUGCUCGUGCUGCAUAUAAAGAAGGUAAAUGGGAACAAUCUUUAAUGAUUAUUGAACAACUUAAUGUUAUUCCUCUGGAUUGUAAUGCAGAUAUUGGAGCUAUUAAGAAACAGGCACAAGAUUUUUCAUCUCUUCAUGGUAGUAUUGCACGUAAUGUUCCUGGUCUACUUGUCAUGAGUAUGGAAUGCCUCUAUAAAUUAAACAAUAAGCUUAAAUUAAGUCCUUUUUCUGACUCAUCUCGUAAUGCUAAAUUGAUUGAAUUACGGAAACGUGCGAAAUCUGCUAUGAUUUAUGCUGGAUUGAUUCAGUAUAGAAUGUCAUCUGAGAUUUAUUCGCAUAUUUCUCGUCUUGAUGUUAUGUUUUAAGUAUACAUUUAUACAUAUUUUGGAUAUUUUUAGAUUUUGAAUCCAGUAUUUUUUUACAUUAUUUUUCGUA
This is a messenger RNA of Pneumocystis murina B123, 2800 nucleotides long. RefSeq lists its product as hypothetical. The record is from RefSeq and is a predicted model, not a curated record. Gene Ontology annotation, biological process: protein import into nucleus; poly(A)+ mRNA export from nucleus. Gene Ontology annotation, molecular function: structural constituent of nuclear pore. Gene Ontology annotation, cellular component: nuclear pore. The transcript is spliced from 11 exons. Lineage: Eukaryota; Fungi; Ascomycota; Pneumocystomycetes; Pneumocystales; Pneumocystaceae. Bases 1 to 2730 code for a protein of 909 amino acids.